Messenger RNA from Histoplasma capsulatum G186AR, 405 nucleotides. RefSeq lists its product as uncharacterized. Bases 1 to 405 code for a protein of 134 amino acids. The transcript has a single exon. The record is from RefSeq and is a predicted model, not a curated record. Lineage: Eukaryota; Fungi; Ascomycota; Eurotiomycetes; Onygenales; Ajellomycetaceae.
AUGUCUGGUGCAGGCAAGCGUCGUCGCCGAGGCGGCGGCCGCACUCGUCCUAAUAACGAAGGAAAUGGGAACGAAAACCCUCAGAGUAAUGCUCAAUUCGAUGGCACGUCUGGGCCAGGAGGUGCUGGUCAGCGCGCUGGCGUGAACUCUCCUCCAAGGUCGCCACGCGCUGGGUCACCGCCAUCUCGUGGUAGGAGCCCAGCUCCAGCAACUCCAACUAUUGGAAGUAUCGGCCAGGUUAUGCAGGGUUCGAAUCUUCCUCUGCGAGACCCUGCUCGGGAUCCAGAGAGGGCCUCGAGAAUCACAGAUAUGUGUCGAAAUAUCGACCUGCCAGCGGAUGCCUAUCUGCUAAAUCCAGAAGUAAGCAUAUUUCUCCGUCUUGUCACUGGGGUCACUUUACCUUGA